Messenger RNA from Rhipicephalus microplus (southern cattle tick), 1044 nucleotides. RefSeq lists its product as uncharacterized. NCBI's taxonomy places the organism in Eukaryota, Metazoa, Arthropoda, Arachnida, Ixodida, Ixodidae. The record is from RefSeq and is a predicted model, not a curated record.
CCGCUGGCGUGUUGCGUGGUGUGUUGUUCUGGUGCUAAGUGUACUUGUGCUGUUCGUUCGAAGCCGCGCAAUGUUGCACCUGGACCGCCGCAGAAGGCUACUGCUAUUAAAGAAAAAAGUGAUCUUGAUUCAAAAGCAGCAAAGGGAAAAGAGACGCAGGUGGUGGGUGAGGCCUUCAUGGACAAAGCGUCACUCCGAGAGCGAGUUUUUUACGACGAUGCAGCAAAUGCGGCAAGGCGACACCCAAUACUUUCAUAAGUAUUAUCGGAUGCUGCCACAUCAAUUUGAUUUCAUUCUUCGGCUUCUCCAGAAAGACCUUAAAAGGUAGCAUGCUAUUAGGGAGCCAAUAAGCCCUGCUGAGCGACUGGCCAUGACACUCAGAUACCUUUCAUCUGGAGACCUCAUCCAGGAUAUUGCACUUGCUUUCAGAGUUGGCAUAUCUACGGCGCGCAUGGCUGUGAAGGUCACGUGCCAUGCUCUUUGGAUAAGGCUUCAGCCACUGUACAUGCCCGGAACUUACCCCAUUGUGCUGCUGGCAGUCGUUGACUGCAAUUACAAAUUUGUCAUGGUUGAUGUGGGGGCCUAUGGCAAGCAGAGCGAUGGAAGCGUUCUCGAACAGUCAAAGUUUGGCAAGCGGCUUCAACAAGGAAAGCUACAGCUGCCAAAGGACUUGCACCUUCCAAACACAAGACUUCCCGCUCCUUGUGUGUUUGUUGGGGACGAGGCCUUUCAGCUGAGGACUGAUUUCUUGAAGCCUUACCCAGGACGUGGUCCGAAUCCAAGAGGUGUGCCGAGAAUGCAUUUGGCAUUCUAGUCACAAGAUGGCGGAUUCUCGAAAGAACCAUGGGAGAGAGCCCAGCAAAUGCUGAGUGGAAUGUCAAGGCCAUGUGUGUGCUACACAACUUCCUCAUGGACGCUUACACAGCAAGUGAGGACUCCUACUGCGGUCCCGGCUAUGCAGACUCUGUGAGCCCCCUCGGGCAGCGGCGGGGUGGCAAGUGGCGACAGCAGCUCGUGCAAACACCCUUACAACUGGCUCGCACU